AUGAGUGUCCCGCAGAGUAGGGGAAAGGACGGGAAGCUGCAGGCGUGGGAGAGCGGUGAACGGGUAACGCUGCUCGAGCCUCGAGGGUUUGGAUCCGAAAAACGCGUGUGGGACAUGCUCGUGGUCCGUGCUACCUAUCUAAGUCAAGAGGAUGAAGUGGUCAAGGGAGAGAGUCUUAAGAAUGAGCAAGUCGUGGUAGACAUUUGUUUCAAGAAAGACUAUACAUUUGGAGACGGAGAAUAUCUAGAGAUAGAUUCAGAUGAGGAUGACAUGGAAUCAGCGAGAAGGUGUCAAAAAGAUGAAAAGUGUCGUCAGCAGCAUGCCGUUACGCAGUUUCAAAGCAGGAGCAUGGCCUGA
Molecule: messenger RNA, 357 nt
Organism: Aureobasidium melanogenum CBS 110374
Lineage: Eukaryota; Fungi; Ascomycota; Dothideomycetes; Dothideales; Saccotheciaceae
Exons: 1
Coding region: 1-357 (118 amino acids)
Source: RefSeq, a predicted model, not a curated record